UACUAACACCCAGCAAAACAUAAAGUCGGCCUCUGACCAAGAACAGACCACAAAAGCGCCGUUUUCCUCCGCGUAAAAAGUGCCAAGCCGGUUCCAGACAUGGAGAGGUCAGUCAGGUUCGCCGUGGUGUGUGUCGCAGUGUCUCUGCUCAUCUCCUGCCAUCCAGUGGAAGCCUGGUACAAGCAGUCGACCGGGCCCAGUUACUACUCGGUGGGUCGUGCCUCCGGUUUGCUGUCCGGUAUCAGGAGGUCACCGUACGUCCGGAGGUCCGAAUCCGAAGAGACGCUGAUGGACAGCGGGGAGACCGCAGGUAACAACGUGAUCCCAGAGUCCAACAGGCAGAUCUCCAUCCUUAAAAGUAUGGCCAUCUGCGUCAAGGAUAUCUCUCCAAACCUGAAGAGCUGUGAGCUGCUGCGGGACGGGACAGGCACCUUCCAGUGCAAGGCGGACGUCUUCCUCACCCUGGACUCCCUGGACUGCCUGUCCGCAUGAGUCCCGGUUGGGACCGGCGGAGACAGUCCUAGUCCUCCACCGAUCCCCGGGAGCGCUUCUGUGGAAAAUGAAGGAAAGGAAUGAGGGAUAGAUAAGUGUGUGGGGGACGUGAAACCCUGAUCACUGUCGAUGGACCGCUGCAGACUCUGAAUGUUCUUAUUUAAAACAAAAAAACAAAAACAUUGUUCAGUUUUGCUUUCGUUGUAGACAGGGAUGUAGAAGAAAAUAUCUGUAUGAGAGAUGUUAGUUGAAACCACCUUCUUUCCAGAUAACUUCCCAUCUUUACUGUUUAACCCUGACAUGUACCCACCGUUGUUUAUGUAUUAAAUGUCCAGAAAGUUGACUGCAGAACAGAUUUCCUGGAAAGUACUUUUAUUUAUUUUAUUUAUUAAAAUGAACAAACACUGGUAA
This is a messenger RNA of Dicentrarchus labrax (European seabass), 903 nucleotides long. It is a transcript of the gene npb, whose product is annotated as neuropeptide B. The record is from RefSeq and is a predicted model, not a curated record. Gene Ontology annotation, biological process: feeding behavior; G protein-coupled receptor signaling pathway. Gene Ontology annotation, molecular function: G protein-coupled receptor binding. Lineage: Eukaryota; Metazoa; Chordata; Actinopteri; Moronidae. The coding region runs from base 100 to 492 and encodes 130 amino acids. The transcript is spliced from 2 exons.